UGUUCAACAAUCAAAGAAAAAAAGUGGGGAGUGAUUCAAGUAGGAUCAUUCAAGAAAACUGUGGUAGUUAGGGAAGAUAAUGAUAAAGAAAGGCAUGUUAUGAGUACUAUUGAGAACUGAGUGGGGGGCUGCUCCAUGCCCAAAGAAAGGGAUAAUUAUGGCCGUGACCAAACAAGUGGUGUAAACUAUGGAAAGUUGCCUUCAUUUCUGUUAAAUUCCAUAAUUAGGAAAAUCAAAUCAUAGCCUAGAUUUUCUUUACCCAUUAUUGCACUCACGGUGUUUUCAUAUAUCUCUUGAUAACCUUUUGAAACUAAGCUUUACCCAGAGUUGAAAAGACAAUAGAGAAACAAAAAAAUAUGAUAAUGAAGCUUGUUUUAUUAUGGGUUUUGGGUUUAUGGAGUGUUUCUGGGAUUGAUUUGAGCCGAUCUGAGAGUUUCCUUUCGUAUUUAGAUGAAGAAGUUACAGUGUCUCCUGGUAGUACCACCACUCUUAUAGUUCCUCUCACUCUCAUUCAAGGAGCUGCUUCUAAAGGAGCUGUUUGUUUGGAUGGAACUCUUCCUGGUUAUCAUCUUCAUCGUGGGUUCGGGUCAGGUGCAAACAGUUGGGUUAUCCAUUUAGAGGGAGGUGGAUGGUGUAAUACCAUUCGAAGUUGUGUAUUCCGCAAAACUACAAGGCGUGGUUCAUCGAAAUUUAUGGAGAAGUCCAUAAAUUUCACUGGAAUUUUGAGCAACAAAGCUGAAGAAAAUCCUGAUUUCUACAAUUGGAAUAGAGUUAGGGUACGUUACUGUGAUGGGGCAUCUUUUGCUGGUGAGGGCCAAAAUGAGGCUAACAAGCUUUAUUUUAGAGGACAAAGGAUCUGGUUAGCUGCCAUGGAAGAAUUAAUGGCCAAAGGAAUGCAAAAUGCUAAUCAGGCACUUCUUUCUGGAUGUUCAGCUGGGGGUCUAGCUUCUAUUCUUCAUUGCGAUGAAUUUAAGAAUUUGUUUCUGGAAACUACCAAAGUGAAAUGUCUAAGUGAUGCUGGACUGUUCCUUGACGCAACAGAUGUUGCUGGUGGCCAUACCUUAAGGGAUAUGUAUGAAGGUGUGGUUACUUUGCAGGGUGUACAAAAGAAUCUGCCAAGUACUUGUACCAGCCAAAAGGAUCCAACUUCGUGUUUCUUCCCUCAAAACUUGGUUUCAAAUGUCAAGACCCCUAUGUUUCUUCUCAAUGCAGCCUAUGAUGCUUGGCAGGUUGACCAGAGUUUAAUUCCAUCACUGGCUGAUCCGCAUGGCUUGUGGCGUGCGUGCAAAACGGAUCGUUCUCAUUGCAACUCAUCGCAGAUUCAGUUUUUUCAAGACUUUAGGAACCAAAUGCUCGAUGCCGUAAAAAUAUUCUCUGAGUCCAAUCAAAAUGGUUUAUUCAUAAAUUCUUGUUUCGCUCACUGCCAGUCAGAGAGAAAAGAUACUUGGUACGAGAAUGAUUCUCCUCGUAUUGGAAACAAGGGAAUUGCAGUGUCGGUCGGAGAUUGGUUCUUUGACCGAACAGCCGUUAAAGCUAUCGACUGUCCAUACUCUUGCGACAAAACUUGUCACGAUGUUAUCCUCAAGUGAGUGGGAAAUUUUCAUUGACUCAUUGUUGAGGCCUCUAUGGCUUCCAUAAUUAUUCUUUUCCGUAAUUGAGAAUUUGUGGAAACUGUAACAUUCAUAUGAUUUGAUAAUAAGGAAUAAAUGCCUCCAUAGACAUUUGAUAUUUGAGCA
This is a messenger RNA of Gossypium raimondii (Peruvian cotton), 1736 nucleotides long. Its product is annotated as pectin acetylesterase 3. The transcript has 12 exons. Gene Ontology annotation, biological process: cell wall organization. Gene Ontology annotation, cellular component: plant-type cell wall. NCBI's taxonomy places the organism in Eukaryota, Viridiplantae, Streptophyta, Magnoliopsida, Malvales, Malvaceae. The coding region runs from base 357 to 1589 and encodes 410 amino acids. Gene Ontology annotation, molecular function: pectin acetylesterase activity. The record is from RefSeq and is a predicted model, not a curated record.